Messenger RNA from Rhincodon typus (whale shark), 653 nucleotides. It is a transcript of the gene uba52, whose product is annotated as ubiquitin A-52 residue ribosomal protein fusion product 1. The record is from RefSeq and is a predicted model, not a curated record. Gene Ontology annotation, biological process: translation; modification-dependent protein catabolic process; protein ubiquitination. Gene Ontology annotation, cellular component: nucleus; ribosome; cytoplasm. The coding region runs from base 192 to 578 and encodes 128 amino acids. Gene Ontology annotation, molecular function: protein tag activity; structural constituent of ribosome; ubiquitin protein ligase binding. The transcript is spliced from 4 exons. Lineage: Eukaryota; Metazoa; Chordata; Chondrichthyes; Orectolobiformes; Rhincodontidae.
CCCCCCCCAACCCCGGGUAAUAUACCCCGUGAGCACCCUCCCCGUUACCCUGGGGGUGGGGCGGGGGUACACACGGGAGCGGCCUGUAUUCGGGGCCUUUUGCGGCGGCCGUGCGUGCCCGGGCCCCCGGUGGUGAGGGUGAGGGUGAGGGUGCGGGCUGUCCGUGACCGUGUGUCCCGCUUCCAGGCACGAUGCAGAUUUUUGUGAAGACUCUGACCGGGAAGACCAUCACUUUGGAGGUGGAACCCAGCGACACCAUCGAGAAUGUAAAGGCCAAGAUCCAGGAUAAGGAGGGGAUCCCCCCAGAUCAGCAGCGUUUAAUCUUCGCUGGGAAGCAACUGGAGGAUGGCCGUACCCUGUCUGAUUACAACAUCCAGAAAGAGUCAACUCUCCAUCUGGUGCUACGUCUGAGAGGUGGUGUUUUGGACCCGUCCCUCCGCAUUCUCGCUCAGAAAUACAACUGCGACAAGAUGAUCUGCCGCAAGUGCUACGCACGCCUCCACCCUCGUGCAUCAAACUGUCGUAAAAGUAAGUGUGGCCACACAAACAACCUGCGCCCUAAGAAGAAGCUGAAGUAAACACUGGGGCAGUUGGCAUCCUCCAAAUGCUCACGUUUGUGCUAAAUAUCAAAUAAAAGCACACAUUGCAUUGCA